AUGCCUAUCAAAAUAAGACCCUCAGAAAAUACAGUGCCUACAUUUCCAAAGCGGAGAAGAACAUACCAAGCUUGCAUCAAUUGCAGAUCAAGGAAGGUGAAAUGCGAUCUUGGCCCUGUCGAUAACCCUCAUACACCACCAUGCGCUCGCUGUAAAAGGGAACUAAAAAGGUGUCUUUUUAGUUCCAACAGAGAAGCAAUGCAUAGGUUAUCGCCCAGCAUGAUUAAUAUAACAAGUAAAAAUGCCUCCAGUAAGAGUGAACAAAGGGUACCAAAUGAGUCGAUAAGUCCGACUCCAUCAGAUAUGACUUUGUCGGGAAAGAACACUGAUAAUGAAACGUUAUUUAAAUCAGAUGGUAUGAAAUGGAAACUUGAACUUUCAUCCAUGCAGAACACUUUAGAAUUUUUAGCGCAAGCGGCUGGUACCGUGGCUAAAGAAGGUGCGAAGGAAGUUAUAAAGGAUGAGUCCACAACAACGCCAUAUGUAAACUCUUUGCACUCAUCAUGUCAACCGUCCACAGAUGAAGGAUUAAAACGGCUUUCAGGAUGUGUAAGUGCUGCUUCUGACACCCCAGACGAAAAUUUAACGGUUGCGCUUGCUACCACCCUGAAUGCUAAUAAAACAACUUCACAGUUAAUAGAAGAGAUUGGUAAAGUUAGACCAACACCCACACGAAAAAUAGAGGACUUUGAAUAUAUCGGUCCAGCUAAUCUGCUCACCAAAGAAGAAGCAAUUGAGUUAAUCGAAGCAUUUUUCCUCACGAUGCAUCCGUUCUUUCCUAACAUCCCAUUCCAAUUACACGAUCCAAAAGAAUUGGCACAAUACCCCAUUUUGUUCUGUGCGAUUUUAACUGUUUCCGCUCGCUAUCAUCCUUUCGAUACUCUGGGGUUAGAUAAUGGAGAAAAUGGUGCAAGGCAUGUUGAAGUUCACGAUAAAUUAUGGGUGUACUGCCAAAAACUGAUAUCUCAAACAAUUUGGGCAGAAGCUAGCACAAGAUCGAUUGGUACUGUGCUUGCAUUUAUAAUUUUCACGGAAUGGAACCCAAGAAGUAUUCACUGCAAAUGGUCUGACUACGCAAAUGAUCCAGAACUAAACAAUGUUAAUGUCAGAGGGAGUAAAAAUAUUAAUACGAAAAGGGAUGAAGAAGGAUUGACAGGUGUUGGUGCCAUUCGUAGAAGUGACCGUAUGUCAUGGAUGCUAACGGGGUCCGCAGUAAGGCUCGCACAGGAUAUGGGGUUUAUUGAAAAUAGUUCAAAAAUAUUUAUAGUUACUCAUAUCUCUGAAACCACAAGCGCAAUGAAUAUGAACCAAAGGUCUUUACUAGCAGAAUCAUUUAGUGUCUUGAACCUAAACUUAGAAAGGUUUGACAAUGAUGGAAAUGAAAAUAAUGAGAACUAUCUUGGGAAUGAAAAGUUCUAUCUAGAUGAAAUUCUACCUAAUGAUGAAAGUAAAGAGAGGUGGAAAAAGGUUUUAGAAAAUUUAGAGGCUGACAACGACAACGAGAAAUGCGUUCUGACAGAUUGGGAACGAGAGUUUUUGAACGAUGAAUACGUUCUAUAUUACUCCAAUAAGAAGGACGAUACGAAUUUGGCACAAAAUAAUAUGCCACCAUUUCCGCUAAGAUUCUCGUUUGCUCAAAGAGCAAAGAUAGAGAUAAUUCGGAUCCUUUCCAUUGCAUAUGAGACCAUCUAUUGCGAAAAGAAUAAGAGAAAACUGGCAACUACUGACCAAAGGCACAACCUAUCUGUACUAAGUGUUUUUUCUCCCUUGAUAGAAGGCUGGCUUAGCAACUACAGAGAGGUUCUUGUACCUCUUUCUGAUGUUCCAUUUUCUUUAGCGAAUAGAAAGAAUAAAAGACAAGUUCUUAACAACAUCGAUAGGAUAAAUGGCGAAAGUAUUAUUACAGAUUUUAAUUAUUGUCAGCUUUACAUUUUCUCACUUGCAUUACAAGUGGAUGGGAAGAUAAGCAGACUAAACAUGAGCGAAAUUGUUAAGAGCGCCAGGUAUGUAGAAUUAGCAUACAAAUCUGCUAAAGAAAUUUUAAGCUCUGCAAAAAGGGUCUCAAGACAAUGCAUGCUGAAGUACAUGCCCGUUAGAUGGGUUAUACGAAUAAUUAGAUCAAUUGCCUUUAUAGUGAAGUGUUACCUAACACUCACUGGCAGUGAAAUAGCAACAAAUCCCGAUGCCAGAAACAUUCUGAAACUAAGUGCAAUAUCUGUCGAUGAAACAUUCGAUCUCAUUCGCGACACCGCAGUAACUUUGAAGGAGGCCACACCCGAUGAGCUACACCUUUGCCAAAGGUAUGCAGCCAUAUUAAUGUACUUGUGUACAGAAAUGAAACUUCGAAAGAAAUCCCAUUUAGAACGACCACCCACAUCAAGAACUGGUAUAGCCCCCUUGAAAAGCAAUGGCGAUUCGCCGUUAGAAGGAGCAAACCUGGCUAAAGGGCCAGCGUUUGGAAAAGCUGCUGGCACGAGUAAGGCAGAGAGUAUUUUCGAUCCUUUAGCGAAGACUUCUACAGAGGCAACAUGUGAUGAUCCAAAUAACUCAACGGAGUUACCAUUUAAAAGUGGCCUAAAUUCCUUUGUGGAUCAAACUAGCGAUAUUACUGCAAUGUUACUGAAUAAUGAGCUUUUCCAAGGCCCAUCGUUAUCUGAAGAAGUCACAGAUUGGUUUAGUGCUAGUGAAGACAUUGGGCUGGAGUUCGUAGAACCGUGGACAGAGCUAAUCGAACAACGAUACAUGCAAUGUGGUGAUGGUGAUAACAACAAUUUCGAGAAUUUAUAUAACUUAUUCGCGAAUAGUAAUGACACUGAUACUGACACUGAUAGACCAGCCCCUCACACAUAA
Messenger RNA from Saccharomyces eubayanus, 2850 nucleotides. RefSeq names its product Aro80p (gene ARO80). Bases 1 to 2850 code for a protein of 949 amino acids. NCBI's taxonomy places the organism in Eukaryota, Fungi, Ascomycota, Saccharomycetes, Saccharomycetales, Saccharomycetaceae. Gene Ontology annotation, biological process: aromatic amino acid catabolic process; positive regulation of transcription by RNA polymerase II. The transcript has a single exon. Gene Ontology annotation, molecular function: zinc ion binding; DNA-binding transcription factor activity, RNA polymerase II-specific. The record is from RefSeq and is a predicted model, not a curated record. Gene Ontology annotation, cellular component: nucleus.